Knipowitschia caucasica is the source of this 450-nucleotide messenger RNA. NCBI's taxonomy places the organism in Eukaryota, Metazoa, Chordata, Actinopteri, Gobiiformes, Gobiidae. The record is from the annotation of a GenBank genome assembly.
AUGCUUGUGUCGCGGAUCGGAGCCGCUGCUGCGUGGGGCGGCUGCAGGAGAAGAAUGGGAAAUUUUACCUCAUCCACAAGGGGGACCACCACAGCGUGUGUGCAGUAUGUCCAGGAGGUGGUCUCUCAGAACUGUGUGGUGAUCUUCUCAAAGACCACGUGUCCGUACUGUCGAAUGGCCAAAAGUGUCUUUAACGAGAUCGGAGCUAGUUACAAAGUGAUCGAACUGGACGAACACAAUGACGGCAGGAGGCUGCAGGAGGCUCUGGCCCAGAUGACCGGAGCACGGACUGUUCCCAGAGUCUUCAUCAACGGGAACUGCAUUGGUGGUGGUUCCGACACCAAACAGCUGCAUCAACAGGGGAAGCUGCUGCCAAUGAUCGAGAAGUGCGCCCCCUGCUGUUCCAGCGGAGAAGGCUCCGGCAGCGGACACUUCGAGGCGGCUAAAUGA